UGUUCUAGCAAGCAUUGGGAUUGAAAUGUCUGUUCCAAGAAUCGCAAGGAUACACUUGGUUUACCAGUUCAUCAUACUUAUAUUCCUACUCCUAUUCGUCUUUGCAAUAAGUUACAACGAAGUACUACUAGAUAAGAGAAUCUUAUUCUUAGCUUUGAUUCCAAUCUUCUGUUACCAACUGUUAAUUGUCUUCUGCUGCACGGAACUGCUGCCUCUUCCUACCUGGUACAGUGUGGCAGACGAUGCUCAGAAUGAAAUUCCCAUCAACCAUAAGCAUAACUCGGAUAAUAAAGGAUUACAAGAAGCCGCUUCAAGCGAAGUCUCGAAAUCUCCCAAACAAUCGAAAGUCAUAAGCCCUACCAUUCCUAGAGCUCGUCUUCUCACUAAGAACAAAGAAACACUUAAUGCUGUUUCGUCAAGCGACGCAAAUACCCAAACGAAUGUGUCCGAUAUUUUUAAGAAAGCACCCAUUUUCUCUAAAGCAAGUGCUAGACGAUCGGAAUCAACAAAGAGUUAUGGCUUCAAUCAACGGGGAAACAACUUUGAAGAACGUUUCGACUCAAAUGAGAAUGUUCGAUGUUUCAAAACUCGAAAUUGGAGAGCCUAUCAGGAUCAAAAGGGUUCAAAAUCUCAGUCGAAUCUGAAAAGUCCAAGCCACUUCAUAGAAGAAAGAAAAGAGGCUACUUCUCCAAAGUUGGAAACUUUGGAAGAAUCAAUUGAAAGUGACUUGACAGUUGAAAGUGAUUUAUCUAGAAGUUAUUCAUUUCCUUUUCGCCAAAGAAAACAUAGUAGGCGGAUGGAAUUGGAGGAUAAUCUGAAUGAUUUGAACAUUCCUGUUAUGCCAGCUUGGAAUGCCAUAGAUUAUUUCGGUCCCUCAAAUACCAAUAAAAGACGCAAGUCCAUUUCAACAGAAGCAAUCGACAGAGAGUUACGAUUAAUUAGUUCCCAUUUCGAACAAAGUGCAAAGAAUGACUUCACCCAAUCUAUGGAAGUUGCGAGGGAAUCUGUUGCUGAGCCUGUAAUUAGUACUAAAAGAGGUUUAAAAUCGUCUGCCAGCUUUAAUAAGUGGAAGCAAGGAUUUGCCAGUUACUUCAACAAGCCCAAGCGAGAAAAUAUGAGAACAGACGAUGUUAAAGAUCGAGAUAAUAAAAAGCCCUUUUUUAAAGAACUAUUUUCAUCCAAAGAGGUUUUGUUUAAAGGACCAGAAAAAGGGACAGAUUCGAACGAAAGAAGUGACAGUCCAUAUCCGAAAUUAAAUAACAGGUUGAAAAUAAGUAAUAGAUCUCCUACAUAUAUUUCCUAUGAAACUGAUUAUUUUUUAGAUUAAUGGUCAAAUGUUUCUAUUAAUUAAGUAGCAAUUUUAUUUUAAAAUUCUUUAUGCUAUCUUUUUGUGUUAGUGAUCCUGGUCCUUCAAAAUCGACUCUUUUGGAAUGUGUUGGUAAAUGCUUCUAGGAAAGUCUAAUUAUUUUAACCCAUUUAGAAUUUAAAAUUUUUUAUUCUUUUCUCAAACGUUGAUGAAUACUGCUUUCCAAAAUUGGCUAUUUUGUAAAUAAGAUUGGCUAUUUUUGUAAAUUAACCAUAUUAAUUUUUAGCAUAUUUUAAAUUGUAUCAAUCUCUUCUGAAGAGAAAAAAAAUAGCUUGUAAUCAAUUCCAAUAAGCUAUCACAUUUACCAUUUGCAUAAUUUAAUUCUGUGUAAUGUGUUCGAUUAAACUAUUUUCUAGUUUUUCUUAAAAGCAACUUUGUUUUAGUUUUUAAUGUUGAAUUUUCGAUUCCUCAUUUUAACUUAUAAGUUGUGUCAUUUGUCCUCAUGUGAUAAGUAUUUAUAAAUGUUUUUAUGUAUUUGAUCAAUAAAUUCCAUGUAGAUAUUUUUUUAACUGAC
Parasteatoda tepidariorum (common house spider) is the source of this 1880-nucleotide messenger RNA. RefSeq lists its product as uncharacterized. Lineage: Eukaryota; Metazoa; Arthropoda; Arachnida; Araneae; Theridiidae. The record is from RefSeq and is a predicted model, not a curated record.